Messenger RNA from Laccaria bicolor S238N-H82, 2262 nucleotides. RefSeq lists its product as uncharacterized. The transcript has 11 exons. NCBI's taxonomy places the organism in Eukaryota, Fungi, Basidiomycota, Agaricomycetes, Agaricales, Hydnangiaceae. Gene Ontology annotation, molecular function: protein binding. The record is from RefSeq and is a predicted model, not a curated record. The coding region runs from base 1 to 2262 and encodes 753 amino acids.
AUGACACACGACGAAACAGAGAAAAGGGUAGGGGAGCAGGAGCUUGCUGCUUUUCAGCUACAUGAGGAAUUGGAUGAGCGUAGGGACAGGAACGAUGGUGAGCUUGAAUCCGAGUUCAACUUGAAUUUGUAUGGGACCAGUUCUAAGCUUACCUUUCGUUUAGUGAUCAACCAUCUGGCUAUGUGGAUCUACGGACAAUGGAGACGAUCUCUUCCAAAAACCAGGGUAUCCCACUGUGAUUUGCGUAUGAUAUGUACAAUGCCAUUGGAUAUCUUGUACGAGAUUUUCGAGCAUCUACACCCAAUAGACCUCUACCACAUCAGCCGCACCAACCGCAGUUUCCAGGACAUCCUGCGCAGCCCUAGCUCCAGCUCAAUUUGGCGGGCGGCCUACGAGAAGGAGGACGAGAUCCCCAGAUGUCCGGAGGAUAUCUCGGAGCUUGAGUGGGCGGAUUUGUUGUUUGGGAAGCGGAUCUGUCAGCAAUGCGGAAACGGGGGUGCCCCUCCCAACCUCACCUUCCGCCAUCGCUUGUGCAGGAAGUGUGCGCGUCUUUGUCUAGUCAAGCAAAGGGAUCUCGUUUUUCCAAGCUCGUCAAUUUGGAGUCUAGUUCGUCGAAGUCAGGUUAUCAACAUGUGUCCCGAUGGCACUUUUGAUGACGACUGGCCUCUAUACCUCAAAGACGAAUCCAAGCGUAUUGAUCUACGGUUGUCUCUUACCGUGGACUUUGCGGACAUCAAGAAAGUCGUCGAGGAACACAACAAGAAGAGAAAUCUGGACAUUGAUUCAAUACGUUCGCACGUACUGAAAACGUUUCGCUGGGCUCAACGCACCGCGCAGGCUUACCAAACCCAACGAGAGGUGAGGUACGAGCGAAACAUGCGACGGGUGCACGCUCGUCUCGUCAGAUCAGGGCACACCCUAAUCGACGUCCAAAAAGCUCAAUUCGAUGAAGACGUACUGGAUGAGAUCAAGGAUCUGAAAUCGUCUUUACCAACUAGGAUCUGGGACUACCUAAAACCCCAACUCGAACCCGCCAUCCACCUGGCCCGCCUCACCCGACUCGAAAAAGCUCGCAAGCAACUCAUCCGCGCCCGCAUCUCAUUCAUUAAAGACCAAUACAACCAAUACAAGAAAGACGAAACGCACCCUUCAACGUGGUCGUACCACCCACCUCUAUACACAGUCUGCGAAUUUGAUAUGCUGAGGAGGUUGAUUGAGAGGGAGGGAGACGAGCUGUUGAGUGCUGACGACGAGGGUGUUAAGGAUGCGAUGAGGACGUUGCCUGGGGCCGUGGAAGAGUGGACGAGGGAGAAGAUGAGGCAGUUGGCGGGGCUGUUGCCUGGUUCGAGGCGCGUUGGCGCUGAUGCAUGCGACGACCUCACCGGCGACGCCAUGUCCAUCGACUCCCCACCACGAGAACCCGACGAACCGGAUCUCCACCUCCUAAACCUCGCCACGUCCGUAUUCACCUGCCUCGGCUCGACGAUAAGCUCCAUACGCGCGGGGAGGUGUUUGAUAGGGUGGGACGGCGCAGGCCCGCAUCUGCGUUGUGGGGCGCUGCAGACGCAUUGGGAUAAGAGGUUGCAUUUUAGUAGGAGGGGGUAUGAGGCUGCGGGGGCAUUGGUUGAGCUUGUUGGGUGGGAUAAGGGGACGGCGACGGUGGGUGAGAUGGAUGGAUUUGAUGGACGGUUUGUUUGUGGGGGGUGUACUAGUGCGAGUGCGGGGGAGGGGGGGAGGAAGGCGUUGACGUGGCGGGAGUGUGUACUUCAUUACAUGGAAAAAGAAUCCGACCUCGCAAGGCACUCCCGCCCCUCUUGGAGCCUCUUGACGGACGAAGCAAAGGCGGACGUGGUGAGAAGGGAAGAGUUCGAUCCGUAUAUCAAGGAUAAAUCGUGGACGUGUGCGCAUUGUUCGGUGCAUUAUUUGGCGCCGGUGGAUAGGAAGGGGGCGAUUGAUCAUUGUAAAUCUGCGCACGAAAUCCGACGCCCAAUUGAAAACCUCGACUACCUCUACGUCAUCACGACGGAACGAACUCCCCGCAGACCAGCUGUAUUCCGCGAGAUUGCGGACUGCUUGUGUUUGCGUUGUCCUGAAACGGGUGUUACCCGAUUGCGGACGCUUGGGGCUUUGGUGCCCCAUUUACGUGAUGCACACCAGGUGGAGGCACCGUUGGUCUGCCGGGAUUGGGUACAGGUGCGGACGAUCUUGCGGUCUACUAUGGACUUGCCGCAGCUGCAGCGUGCUGAGGGCCCCCUUCGAUGA